This is a messenger RNA of Peniophora sp. CBMAI 1063, 1596 nucleotides long. The record is from the annotation of a GenBank genome assembly. NCBI's taxonomy places the organism in Eukaryota, Fungi, Basidiomycota, Agaricomycetes, Russulales, Peniophoraceae.
AUGGCGGAGAUAAUCCCUAACGUACCACCAGCCGACGACGAGAAAAAUCAUGUAGAUCAUCUACCAGCCGAGCUUCUUGCGACCAUAUUCAAGUUUACCGCGUACAGCCUCAAACUCGGCGACUACCCAAAUCGCGGCGGGCACCCCUGGAUCUAUCUAAGCCAUGUCUGUCGACGAUGGAGAACGGUGUCACUAGCUUGCCAGGAGCUCUGGUCGAUGAACCUACCGCGAGCAAACGACCGUUGGACGGCGAUCUGCCUGUCUCGUGCUCCCUCGAUGCUACUGGACGUCGUCCUCGAAUACACCUACAUGUACCGCGGAAAGGCGUACCACAAAGCCGGCUUGGUGGUCAUAUCCCAAUGGCCACGGAUCAAGACACUUCGCGUUGACUUAAUUUGUGAACUGGUUGCGGAUGAGAGCUCGAUUGGCGAGGCGGCCCAGGAUACGCUCGACGAACUCUUCAGCAAGCUGUCCGCCCCAAAUCCUGAUUUGGAGGAGCUCGUUCUGUUCCUGAAUACUGCGAAGCACGAUGUACCGUGGUUUCCUGUUCGUCUACCCCCGAAUGUGUGUUCGAGUCAACAACUCCCCAGACUACGAGAGGUUGAACUCAGGAACUGCGUCCUACCACAUUCAUCAGCCCAUUGGCCACCCUUUCCCUCGGGUCUUCGCGUCUUGAAGCUUGUCAAUACCCAGGCAUGGGAUGACACUGACUUCAUGAUUCAAAUCUUGCAAGAGUUACCGCUGCUCGAAGUGCUUGAACAUAGAUUCGACAACCAUCACAAGGCCGAGAAUGUGAGAUGCACACCGUCCCUCGCCCAUCAAUCGCGAUGCGUCUCUUUACCCCGCCUUCAAAACUUGAUUCUUGAAGAUUGCUGGCUCCAAAACACUAUCAUGUUCCAUCACCUUGCCGCCCCCUCAAGCUGCAACCUCACCAUUCAUCGCUCCGUCUGGGACUCACUCCACGUCCCCGACACGGCCGAAGACGCACUUCAGACGUACAUUUCCACAGCACGAGAGUCAUUAGUUCAGCACUUCGCGAGUGCCAGCUCGCAGCAGGUUGUUUUCGACUAUGUACGCCUUGAUGACAUCGAGAUAUUUGCCAGCAGCGUACCCAAUGGAUCGCACUCUGGUCACGCUGGUCUACUCCCAUCGGAAUUGAUGAUCAGUAUUCCCGAUACUGAUGACGAGGACGAACACAAUCCCCUCCUCCAUGCGUAUUUCUCCCAUCCGGUUUUCACAAAGACCAGCCGUCUCGGCUUCAGCAGAGAGAUCUGGAGCUUCUACCGCGACCGCUACGAGGAAUACACCAAUGUCCGCCAGAUAGUGUUGCUCUAUCCUAGCGACGUGGAUGCCUUCACGUCGGCUCUCCGGGAGAAAGGCGCCGCUCUCUUCCCCAUGCUUUCCAGCGUCGUUGUCGAACCAUACGUCAAAGACACUGAUCAGGCGGGGGACCUAGUUGACGCCCUGUGUAAUGCCCAUGCCGCUUCCGAGCAGUUCGAGAGUCUUGAAAUCCCUGCCCGUCUUUUCCAUGAAGACUUCCUGAGCGAACUGCGCGCGAAGAUAGGCACACAUCGCUUGAAAGAGCGUUCAAUGUGA